Hippopotamus amphibius kiboko is the source of this 4687-nucleotide messenger RNA. It is a transcript of the gene IFNAR1, whose product is annotated as interferon alpha and beta receptor subunit 1. Gene Ontology annotation, molecular function: interferon receptor activity; protein binding. The record is from RefSeq and is a predicted model, not a curated record. The transcript has 11 exons. Gene Ontology annotation, biological process: cytokine-mediated signaling pathway. Bases 182 to 1885 code for a protein of 567 amino acids. NCBI's taxonomy places the organism in Eukaryota, Metazoa, Chordata, Mammalia, Artiodactyla, Hippopotamidae.
AGGGACGACGCGUGCGCGGGAGUGGGUGGGCAGAGGGGCGGGGCGACACGGAGGGGGGCGCUGGCUGAGCGUGGGGCGCAGACCCGGGGGCCACUCGUGUGCCCAGGCUUCCCGCGUGCCGCACCGCGCUACCAGAGGGGACCGAAGAUGUGACGGGAGGGCCGCCGACGGCCCGCGGACGAUGUUCGCGCUCCUGGGCGCGACGGCCCUGAUGCUGGUGGCUGGGGCGCCAUGGGGGUUGCUCGCAGCCGCAGGGGGAACAAAUCUAAAAUGUCCUGAAAAUGAUAGCAUCAGCAUCAUUGAUGACAACUUCAUCCUGAAGUGGAGCAGCAGCAGUGAGUCUGUCAGGAAUAUGACUUUUUCAGCAGAAUAUAAAAUGCCCUGGAUGGAUAAUUGGGAAAAAUUGCCUGGGUGUCAACAUAUUGCUAGUACCGAAUGCAGCUUUUCUUCAGUCCAGCUUAAAAGCUUUCAUAAAUGUGUUUAUGAAAAUAUUGAAUUGCGCAUAAGAGCAGAAAAAGGAAACAACACUUCUCAAUGGCAUGAGGUUAAGCCAUUUAUACCAUUUCUAAAAGCUCAAAUUGGUCCUCCAGAUGUACAUUUAGAAGCCGAAGAUAAGGCAAUAAUAAUAAACAUCUCUCCUCCUGGAACAAAUUAUAGUAUCAUGUGGGCUAUGGAUCAUUUGAACUUUAAGUAUAGCGUAGUUAUCUGGGAAAACUCUUCAAGUCCAGAAGAAAGGACUGAAACUAUUUAUUCGGGAGGUAAAAUUUAUAAACUCUCACCAGGGACUACUUAUUGUUUAAAAGUUAAAGCAAAACUGCUUUCACCAAGAAAAAAUGGUUUCUAUAGUCCAGUGCAUUGUGUAAACACCACAGAGAAACAUAAAGUACCUUCACCGGAAAAUAUACAAAUCCAUGCUGAAAAUCAAGUCUAUGUUCUUAAAUGGGAUUACGCAUAUGAAAACACGACUUUUCGAGCUCAAUGGUCCUAUGAGCAUUCAAAAAACACUCCUGAGAAUCGUUCAGACAAAUGGAAACAAAUACCGAACUGUAAAGAUGUCAAAACUACCCACUGUGUGAUCCCUCAGAAUGAUUUCCUGGAAGCAAUUCACCGUAUCCGUAUCCGUGUACAAGCAUCUAAUGGAAAUAACACAUCUUUUUGGUCUGAAGAGAAAAUGUUUGAUGCUGAAAUGGAAACCAUCAUAUCUCCUCCAGUCAUUAGCAUGAAAUCCAUUAAUGAUGACUCACUGCAUGUGUCUAUUGGGGCUCCAAAACAGUCUGAAAACAACUUGAACCAGCUUUACCCACUAAUUUAUGAAGUUAUUUUUCGGGAAAACACUUCAGAUGCUGAGAGAAAAGUUGUAGAGAAAAGAACUGAGUUUACCUUUCCUAACUUGAAACCACUGACUGUAUAUUGUGUCAAAGCCAGAGCACUCGUGGAAGAUGACAGGCAGAACAGAAGCAGUGUUUUUAGUGAUACUGUGUGCGAGAAAACAAAAGCAGGAAGUACUUCCAAAACCUGGCUCAUAGCUGGAAUUUGCACUGCAUUAUUUUCUAUCAUUCUCGUCGUUUAUGUUGUGAAAGUCCUCUCGAGAUGCAUCAAUUAUGUGUUCUUUCCAUCAAGCAAACCUCCUUCCACUAUAGAUGAGUAUUUCUCUGAACAGCCGCUAAGGAAUCUGCUCCUUUCCACUUCUGAGGAGCAAACAGAAAGAUGUUUUAUAAUUGAAAAUACAAACAUCAUUACUGUAAUAGAAGAGACUAAUCCAGCUGAUAAAGAUCACAGAAAGUACGAUUCCCAGACUAGUCAAGAUUCAGGAAACUACUCUAAUGAAGACGAAAACAGUGGAAGUAAAGUAAGUGAAGAACUUCUGCAACAGGAAUCUGUGUGAGCAGGAAUGAACUCCCAAAUAUUAGGGAGUCUCGCGGAAGUUACAGUGAGAACCUGGGCUCCUUGUUCCUCUCAGUAACUAUCAAGAGAAUAUUUGCUUGUGGGGGAAGAAAAAUUGUCUUCAGGUCCUAAAAGUACCGGCAAGCACUUCACUAUUUAAAAUGAAUUUGGAGAAGAGUGUUCUACAUUCUUUGCCAUGUGUAAAGUCUUGAAAGACCUGUCAUUGGACCUGCCUUGGAUGAGAGGCGUUAAAGCCGGGAGAUGCCCUCUGUCUUCCUAAUGAUCCCCUAAGCACCACUGGGCUGGUGUGCGGUAAGGGCGGCGUCUGUGUUCCCGUCCGCUGAGACCGUCGCCGUGCUGCUGUUGCUGCUGCAAGUGCCGUCUGUCCCUUCUCCAUCCCAGUAUUACAGUGCAUGAUCUUUCAGGAGAUAUUUAGAACAUGUGGUCUUUUCUUUGGACCCUGAAGUAGACCCUUUGGAAGUGUCUUUAGAAAAGCCUGAAUACCACCAUCACUUGGUUUUCUGAAAAAGUAGCUUACUCUGGAAAACAGCUGCAGAUGCCAGAAGCAUGGUCCUUACAGUUUUUUCAGGGGAAUUCUAUCCAUUUAUACCAGUUACAUUGGCUUCUGCCACACAGUUACCGAUCCCUUCUAUGGUUUAGGAUUAAAGCCAGAUAACCUUUUGUUAUAUGUACAUUAAGUCUUCCUGAUUCAGAACAUUAGAACAAUAGCUUCUAGUUAGAAUGCACAAUCACUUAAAUUACAGAGAAAUGGGAAACUAUCUGAGUAGAGAAGUUACUAUUAUCUUUUAGGAUGUGGGAGUCUGUGACAUUAGUCACAGUGUAUGUAAGAAGUCUUGGGACCAGAAAAUGCUACUGAUAGAAUAGACAGUAAGAAGUAGAGUAAUUCAAUAGGAAAGAAGCAGGUGGCUUUCAUGAAAAAUAAGAAUAAUGUGUAUAAUCAACUUUUGAUUAUUAACAUACUGAAGGUUGUUGGGUUUUGUGGCUUAUCUGUGUCAUUUCUGACACCAGGCCAGCUUCUCUACACUGUCUGGAAGUAUUCAGGUAGCCCAUCUGUUCAGCCUACAUGCACUCAAGCAAAUGCAAGUUAUUUAUCAUCAGGGUGUAGGAGGAAAUGUAACUGAGAAGAAAACCUAGUUUUUAAAGUUGUGUGAUGCCUUUCAAGGCACCUAUAGCUUAUUUUUAAAUGAUUUGCUGUUUGGGAUGAUUCAUGGAGAUGCUGCGGAGGAAGGAAGUGUAGGAAUUCUGGUGGCCUCCGAGGCCAGGUUCUCAGCUUCAGUUGUUGCGGCAGGACCAGUGAAAGGGAAGGGAGAUGGAGCUACCCAGAGCAUCACUUCAGGCCAGUCUUAUUUACAUAGUGGUCCUCUGUGGUCUCCUGGGUGGAAGAAGAGGUUGAAAGCAGCUGCCCUGGGAAGGGCUGUGGCACUCAGCACGUCCCCUGCAGAGCACACUGUGUGCUUCCCUGGAUCUCAGGCCAGCUCCUAAGGGACCAUGUGGGGUCAGGGGAUCCCCACCCCGCCCACCCCCAAGGCAGUUCUCUACAGCGACCCAAACACACCUUUGAUCCUUCUGACCAGAGGCAUUUGGUUUAAGACAGAUCCGGGUUGGCCCUUCACUUGUAAAGCCUCUGCCAGGGGGAACAGGCCUCUGUAGGGAGGACGUGAGGAACAUGCCGGAACCCUGCCGCCACUGGCUUCCAUCCUGCGUCAGUGCCGUGGGCCUGGCCAGCACUUGGGCCCGGGAUUUACCACAGGAAGAAGGCUGCUUUAGACUGGACAUCCUAAAAGGAAACCAUGCCUUCUUGGGAUGUGGUAGUGGGGAAACUCAGGCAUUAAAAUGAAAAGAGGCCAGAGAAGUCACGAGGUCCCUGGAUGUGGGAACCUGUGUGUCUUUGGGGUUUAAGACCCCCUGUGGUUUUCAGUGAACAAGCAUCUGAGCAGCAGCGAACAAAAACCCCUCAAUUUUGCGUUGUCUUCUAGACACGAAAAUGCAUUUCCAUCCCGUUCUUCAUUAUGGUCCACAUGUAGCCUAAUCCGGAUGUGUUCAUUUGUAACGUGGCAUUUUUUCUGAAGAAUAGUUUACACAGAAACACCAUAUACUUGGGAACACCAGUAAACUGCCUCGAAACUACAAUAUUGAUGGUUCUUGGAGAGGCAGGAUAUAACCUAAGCAUUUAUGUAGAAGAUUUGUAUCAUUGCAGCCAGAAAUAAUGUCUCAAUAUGUAGUAUAGAUUAAUAUAUACAUAAAUGAUGACAUGCAUAUGUGAACAUAUACACAUGCUUAUACCUACACAUGCAGACACAUGACGUGGGCCACACCCCAGCAGUACAGCCGCAAAGAUUUAGCAUAGGUUCUAGUUACAAAAGUAUAAAUGCUGCUCUGGAAUGAUGAGCUGCAGAGUCCUACUAGAAAUUUACAACCUAUAAAAAAGGUAUUUCAAAAAUAUAAUUUAGAGUUUGUAUCUUUUCCUCGAACUGUGACCUUCAAAGCCGCCUCAGAUUGCUCUUAAGAAUUGGGAGAGUGUGCAGAAACGUUUCGUACCUCUCCCCUCCUCUCUGUAACCCUCUGACGACCUGACAUGUUUGUCCUUGUUUCAUCUGGAAGCUCCAUGAGGGCAGGGGUUUACUUCUACUUACAGCUGCAUUCCCAGCACCUACCACAGUGUGGAACCUCACACCUAAGAAGCAUGCAGGAAAGAACUGGCAAAGGACAGAAAUCGGAAAUUUGAACCAAGUAGGUGUUUCUGACGCUGUAUGUCUUGUUGAGUUGUGGAAGGACACAGCCG